AAUAAGUAAUAUAUCCGAGUGAAUAGUAUCAAGAUAAACAAAGAUUGGCAGAAAUAACUUGAAACCGUUACAAUGAUGAUGAAUCUAUCCAACCCAGGAACACAUCAACAUCAUGGAAGAUAUGGAUUUCACCCACAUUUUGCAGAUCCACAAUUCCAUCACUCGCAUACUCUAGCAAGUAGGCAUAGCGCCACUUCACCAUCGGAGGAAUACACUUCCUCCCAGGUAUCCAGUUACAGACAAAACGUUCUGAGUCAAGGUCAAGAGUUCACAACGCAGAGUCUUUCAUGCUCAACAGGCGGAGAAGGCCAAUACAGAUAUUAUAACCCCAACGCCGAGGAAAGCACUGGCGGCCUAAGUCAAAGUGUUCCCUGCUCUCCAAGGCUGAGCACGGACUCUCAAUUAUCAAACGGGGAACACUCGUUUCGUCCAGGCAAGAGGCCGAAUAUAGAGGACAACGAAACGGGAGUUAACCCAGAAAAUUGUUAUAAAAGGCAUAAUUCUUGCGGGUCUGAAUUACAGCCAUAUCCUUCCAACGGUUUCGAGUUUAAAGAAAGACCGACUUGCAUCAAGAAGAUUUCGAAUUCAGGUUCGAAAGAUUCGAUAUCGUCCGAAACCGAACUUAAAUCUGGAUAUUCGUCGAAUCACGCCGAAUCUCAGAAUUACGGAGAAAACUCAAAUAGUUACCAGUACAAUCAUCACCUUUAUGACAAUUCGAGUGACGUCAUAACCUAUCGACGCCAUAGUGACGUCAUUCAAAGGCAAUUUUCUCACGAUAGCGUUUUCGUAGACAAUCCCUUCCAAACACACGACUUUCAUCACCAAGCGUAUAAUCCGUAUCGUGAUCGAGGAUCGAAUUUCGGACCUCCACAUCCAAUACAUAUUGAACAAAGAGAACACGUUCAAGCACCAGGUUACAGCUUUAUCAGAGAAUCGCAUCUCCGUGUCAAACUGGACCAUCAGCAAAGAGAACCAGUGUCCCCUCCAGAAGCAAAAAUGACCGGAGCAGGACCAACACUCGCCGUAGGAUACGGAGCACACAACUCCCCCCACCAAACCGGACCAGGGCGCCACGUAGUGGAUAUUUUGACAGAACACCCUGGAGAUCUUAUAAAGACCGAUAGUCCUAACUUCCUGUGCACACAACUACCACAGCACUGGAGAGUAAACAAAUCACUGCCAACUCCUUUCAAAAUUGUUGCAUUGUCCGAUAUUCCUGACGGAACAAUGGUCACUGUGAUGGCCGGAAAUGAUGAAAAUUAUUCGGCAGAACUUCGCAACGCUUCAGCAGUCAUGAAAGGAAAUGUUGCACGGUUCAAUGACUUAAGAUUUUUGGGUCGGAGUGGAAGAGGAAAAAGUUUCAAUUUGACGAUAACAGUGUUCACGAAUCCACCACAAGUGGCGACGUAUCAAAGAGCAAUCAAAGUUACUGUUGAUGGGCCGAGAGAACCAAGGCGUCAGCGUCAAAAACAAAUGGAUGAACACACUAAAAGUGUGUUAUCUUUUCCCGAUUCCUUCACACAUUUAGAAUCUUUAAGAAGAAACCAAGGUUAUCAAAGUCAAGGUAUAAAUUUCGGAGACCCAUCAAGAAUGGUCGGACAUUCUCCAGGCGGUUGGGCGGCAUAUCCAAAUGCAACAAGGUUUUCACCGUAUCUGGCAUCACCACAUGCUACGGCAGCGGCGAUUCGGGCACAAGCUGCAAGUGUUACGUCUUCCGGAAUGGGCGGAGCUACAAGCACCGGAGCCGGCACUACAACCCCACCUGGCGGAUUAAACAUGGUAAAGAGACAAGACUCUGGUCGCGGCGUAACACAUAGCCUAUCAUCCAAUGGGUCACUAGGCGGUGCCCGUCAUGGAAACGAUUCAUUGACUAUAAGAUUUUCGGAGGUGCAUUUAGAGGGCAGGUUCGGAAACGCACCUUUUGGCGAUCACAGGCUAGUUUAUCCUGGUACUGGUGGAUUUUCGGGGUACGAUGGAAUGUUGCAAACGGGGAAUCCCCUAGCUUCGGCCCCCUACUUAUCGGGAGUAUCUGGAUACAUGAAUCCACCGUCGUAUAAUACUGGAAAUGCAGGCGCGGGGAACAGCAGUGGUGGAUCAAGCGAUACGCAUUCACCCCCAAACAAUAUGGGAAGGACAAGAGCGGGGGCGUCGUCAGUAGGUAGUGAAACCGAUAUAUCGGGAACGCUCUCUCCAGGAGGGCGCGACCUACAAAAUCAUAGAACAAGAUCCCAUGACAAUUCGGUCGAUUUGCUCGUGGCAGCCGGCAUCCAUGGGCGCAACUGGGAUGUGAAGGAGGCUGCAGCAAUGAUAGCCGCUGCUGAAAACGCUGCUCGUCAAAGGGAUGCUCAUGGUGUACAACAACACGGCUCUCGUGGAGGUGUAAACCACAACGAUGUUCUCGCGGAUGAAGUCUGGCGCCCUUACUAGGGGAGAAUACUACGAAGACAUUAACGCUAGAUGGCGCUCGAGUACCACCUGCUUCCAGCUGAUGCCUAAACAGCCAUGUGACAACUCCUAGCUGCAAGCCCGGACUGACAAUGGUCACUGAAAUAAUUGCAAAGAGUUGCUAAGCAACUAUAAAACUAACUUCGGAAAAUUUAAAACAAGUUAAAAUACUUAAAAAAUAUUAAAAAGGAUACUACUAAUUUGCCAAUAUUAAAGUUCAAAAAUUAUCAUAAUGUGCAAUCGCCAAAAUGAAUGCUGAAAGCCAACCCGCUGAUAAAAAUACAAAACCUAUAAAAUUUAUAUUUAUGCUAUCUUACCGUGAAACGAGUCCUAAAAAAGUUCCAUAUUCUCCGGAAAAUUCUCACUUACCGUUUCCAUUAUCAUACCGUCGCUACUUAGUAUACUAUAACACAGCAUUUUUAUUAUUCGCACAUAUUACUGCAGGAGAUAAUUACAAUAUUGCCGCAAUACCUAGAUGCAUUUGACUUUUUGUGAUGUCAUCAAUAUAUGACGUCAAGUAUAUUCCACAAUGAUAUACAUGCGAUUUCAAAGCCCAUUGAUGACGCCACAAUAAAAUCAUUCUUCGAAUGGAUUCCAGUUGUUUACGUCAGAAUGGAAGCUUCGAACGUUCAUAAUUCAAAUUGUGUUUAGCAUUAUUAACGUCAUAAGCAAAAAUGCUGACGUCAAAUGUGUGAUAUCUAGCAAUGCAUUUUAAAAUUUUAUGAAAAAGGUGCCAUUUUUUGAAAAAAAAAAAAUUUGCUCGUAUUAUUCUAUUAGAAUAUUUCGCUUAUGCUUUGGGCUUUUUACUUUUAAUGUUAGCAGAUUUUUAUUUUAUUUUUUUCAGUGCUUAUUUCUUUUUUGAAAAGACGCUAGUAAUUUUACAAAUGUGAAGAAAGUUCGAUCUAUUCCAUAUUAACAAAAAAGUGUUUCACGGCGAAUGCCAGAAAGCAUUUUAUGCUCUAUAUAACACUAUAGAUAUUGAAUUUGGAUAACGAAGUAUCUCGCUAGUGCCAGUGAUGCAGUGAGUAGUAGUAGUUGCAUGCGAAUCCGGGUCAUUCAAAAACCUACUCCGGUCUUGACUCCAGGUGCAACAAAUCGUUUUCAGAAACCGGAAUUAUAGAAUGGCCCUGAAAUACUUCAGUUUGUAAUGUUUAGUUUGGAAAUUUUGAUUUGAACACCAGAAAACAUAAAUUUGAAAUGGCAUCGCAGUUUCGAAUCCUUGUUCAAAAAUUCUAACUCCGACGAUGGGAUAACAAAAUUUUGCCGUUUUGCAAUGUCUCAAGAUUAGAACUGUGAUUCUAACUACCUAUUCCAUGAAAUUUGAAAAACAUUUUCUGAAUAUGAUGCCAAAGGAAUCGUAAUCCACAUUUCUGAUACCAGUGUAUGCGCUCUCAUUUAUUCACAAAUCUUUAACCAUAUUCACUUGAAAUCCCAACUAAUAAAGUAAUUUGAUCCAUUGAAUAGUGGCAUCAUUUUCGGCAUUAAAAUAAUAUUGCAUGCUAUUUUCAGAAAAUGUUUCAAAUAUUAAAAAAUAAACUUCGGACCCAACACUAUGGCAAAUUCAAUAGGCCCACAACAAACGCUAGGGGUCAUAAGAGUGCCGCCUUAUAUAUAUUACAAAUUGUAUUACUAGGUCUAUUUUUUUCUUUUUUGAUGCAGCGAUCUUUAAACGCAUAUUUUUAUUUCAUUCUAAUUGUUUUAUUCCAUGUCAUUGCAUACAAUCGGUGUUUUUUUUUUAUAUGAAAAAAACAUCAUUUUUGACAAUUUUUCAUUAAACGUGUGUUCCAAUAUCGCGCGCAAAGAACUAUUGUCAUUACAAUGAUAUAUUUUUAGACCUGGCAAAUCCUACGGUGCUAUCUCUUUUUCCUAAAAUCGCUUUUUGCUAUACUUCUAUGACAUACACUAGGAUGGAAAACAUAUGAUGAUAUUCAUCACUCCUCAGCUCUUGGAAUGAACACUUAAAUAUGGAAUGUCCAUUAAAAAUUGUUCAAAUUGCAAAGGUUAUUUAUCUAUACCAUAAAAAAAAACGGAUUAAAAAACAACAAACCUGGUUAAGAUAUAUUGAGAACUGA
This is a messenger RNA of Styela clava, 4517 nucleotides long. RefSeq lists its product as uncharacterized. Gene Ontology annotation, molecular function: ATP binding; RNA polymerase II cis-regulatory region sequence-specific DNA binding; DNA-binding transcription factor activity, RNA polymerase II-specific. Gene Ontology annotation, biological process: regulation of DNA-templated transcription. Lineage: Eukaryota; Metazoa; Chordata; Ascidiacea; Stolidobranchia; Styelidae. The record is from RefSeq and is a predicted model, not a curated record. Gene Ontology annotation, cellular component: nucleus.